Molecule: messenger RNA, 1242 nt
Organism: Ogataea polymorpha
Lineage: Eukaryota; Fungi; Ascomycota; Pichiomycetes; Pichiales; Pichiaceae
Exons: 2
Biological process (GO): ubiquitin-dependent protein catabolic process; protein polyubiquitination
Molecular function (GO): ubiquitin protein ligase activity
Source: RefSeq, a predicted model, not a curated record
AUUCUCAUAUACCUCCCGUUCAUGAUCCCUUUUGACACUCGAGCGGAGCUGUUCCGACAGCUGAUUGAAAAAGACAAGUCACAGAUCACAGGGAUAUUCAGCCCAAAGAUACAAGGUGUUGUAUCGCGGGAAAACGUUCUUUUUGACGCCUUUGAGCAGUUUGGAGAGCUGCGUGGCCAACAGUUCAAACUGCCUCUAUCUGUGGAGUUUAUCAACCAGUUUGGAGAAAAAGAGGCCGGCAUUGACGGGGGAGGACUCACAAAAGAGUUGCUCACAAGUAUUGUGGAUAGCGCAUUUUACGUUUCGAACUCCAAUGCAGACAAGAGAGGCGGGAUGAGGUUCUUCAAUGCGACCUCCAACUUCCAGCUAUACCCCAACCCUGACUACUUUUUGAACUCCGAGGAAAAGACUUUCCAUCUACAAAUGCUCAGGUUUCUGGGCAUGGUAAUCGGUAAGUGUCUCUACGAGAAUGUGUUGACAGAUAUUCAGUUUGCACCGUUUUUCCUUAGUCGGUGGACCACGACACCCUCGUUUCAACAGAGAAUUUCGUUUGAUGAUCUAAAAAUAUACGAUAGUGAGCUGCAUGAAAACCUCUCCAAACUGCUGAAACUGACAGAGCACGAGAUUGACGAGUUGGACCUGAACUUCACCAUCAGCGAGAAGUUACAGGAUUCCCCAGAGGUUGUCACGAUUGACCUGCUUCCUGGCGGAAGAAAGAUGAAGGUGAAUCAACAGAACAAGUUGCAGUACGUUUACUGCGUAGCAAAGUUCAAGAUGGACCAGUCGAUUGCAAUCCAGUCGAAAUAUUUCAUAGAAGGAUUGUCCCAGAUCAUUAAGCCCAGAUGGCUCUUGUUCUUCAAUGCGUACGAGCUGGCCAAACUAAUCUCUGGCGGAGAGAAAGAGAUUGAUGUUGAGGAUUUGCGGCGCAAUACCGCACUGGGUGGUUACACGAUGCAUGACCCGACAAUUGUUUACCUGUUUGAGCUCCUUGAAGAGUUUGACAACGACCUGCGGUCCAAAUUUCUUAAAUUUGUCACCUCCAGCUCGCGCGAACCACUGCUGGGCUUCAAAGAGCUCAAUCCAAAAUUUGGAAUCCGCAACUCGGGACCAGACACUUCAAGACUACCCACAGCGUCCACGUGCGUGAACCUGCUCAAAUUGCCUGACUACAGAGACAAAAAGCUACUGAAGGAAAAGCUGCUGUAUUCCAUCAACUCGCACGCAGGUUUCGAUCUUUCCUAG